Messenger RNA from Phyllopteryx taeniolatus (common seadragon), 9401 nucleotides. RefSeq names its product nemo-like kinase, type 2 (gene nlk2). Gene Ontology annotation, cellular component: cytoplasm; nucleus. Bases 1219 to 2802 code for a protein of 527 amino acids. Gene Ontology annotation, biological process: protein phosphorylation; intracellular signal transduction. The transcript is spliced from 11 exons. The record is from RefSeq and is a predicted model, not a curated record. Gene Ontology annotation, molecular function: ATP binding; MAP kinase activity. NCBI's taxonomy places the organism in Eukaryota, Metazoa, Chordata, Actinopteri, Syngnathiformes, Syngnathidae.
GGUUGGCCGCCCACCAUAAUCUCACUGUCCAUUUACCGAGGUUUGGUUCACCAUAUUGGAUAAAAUGUUCAUCAUUACGUUGCUCUGUGUUUAACAGCCUGUCAUGCCGGUGACAAGUAAUCGCCUCUGUCGCGGUGCCUUCCUGCUCCAUCGAUGACAACAGGACUCCGCGACACGUUCUGGACGGAAAGGAGGGAUUACUGUUUUGGUUUGGAAACACUGAGACCCAGGAGCUAGCACUGAGCUGUCACAUUCACUACCGCGGUGGUCUUUUCCACUUAUAAGACUCUCCAUGCAAGCGUUUUGAAGGAUUGAACUUUUUCUUCACACCACUCAGUGGCUCUGGGUGAACUUUGAGGACAGCCUGUGUGUUACAACAGGCAAAGACUGUCGAUGGGGGAAGAAAAUUGUCUCCUGCUAUUUUGAGGCAUGCUCGAUGCUCGUUCGCUGUCAAAAUGAGGAGGAUUUCUGAGAAGGCGGCCACCUCUGUAGUUGAGUGUAAUAUGUGAGUUAGGUGGGUCACCAAGGCCUGGGCCUGCCUGCUCUAGUGGGCCCUGGGUGAGGCCCACUACAUCUCCUCUGUACCGGAUCAGCAGCCGAUAAUUAGGGCUCGGAGAUUACCACUGUUUACAGAGUACCUAUUUGGCCUGCACGCUUCCGAGGAAAGGGAGGCUUUCGAUUGGAAUAAUUGAUGCAAUUUCCAAGCAGCCUGGAGCCCAGGUGGCGAGAACGGCAACACUGCUGGACCAGAGCGUCUGGCAAACUUGGACACUUCGAAAAAGAUGAGAGCUCAGUUUCCAAUGUGACAAGCGUAAGACCGCACUAUAAGGAAGAAGCAGACUUUCAGCAGAAGGGAGGGGGUUCCAGCACCAUCAUGAGGGACAUUUAGGGCCUCCGUUUUAUUUAUUGAGGGGUGGGCGGGUUGUUUUCAUUUCAUUUCUUUAGGUUUGUCAUUGUUGGUAGUAGGUAUUUGUGCUUAGAAUACUUGGGUAGUCAUUUUCACAUGCCUGUUAUUCCCUCCCUGCUAUCCAAGUGGUGUGGAUUUGGAUCAGCUCCUUGUUGAACCAGAAUGGAAGGAUUCCCUGUAGUAAAAUGCAACCAAUGAAUCUAAACCCCCAGUACUGCUAUGUUUAUGUUCCCUAGAAGUUUCAUUGAUUGUAAUAUAGGAGCCUGGUAGCCACUAUCAUCAUUUUGACUUAGCAGUGUCUCUAUUAGUGAAUGACUCUUCUUGGCACAACAGCUUCAAAUGUUACAAAAAUGAUGGCUGCAUACAAUGGUGGCUCCUCAGCUGUGGCUGCCCAUCACCCUCAUCACCACCAUCAGCUGCAGCAUCUCCCGCCUCCACACAUGCAUCACCACCACCACAUGGGCCAGCAUCACUUACAGCACCCGGGCUCGGCCGCUGCCGUUCACACCAUCCAGCAGCACACCUCCACUGCCGCCGCCGCCGCCGCUGUGAUGCUACACCCCGGUCAGCAGCAACCUUACUUCCCAUCUCCGGCUCCCGGACAGGCCCCCGGGCCUGCGGCAGCCGUUGCUCCUGCCCAAGUUCAAGCUGCCGCUGUCAAAGCUCACCAUCACCACCAUCAUCAUCAGCAGCACACACACCACCUACAACAGCAGCUUGAUAUCGAGCCUGACAGGCCUAUCGGCUAUGGUGCGUUUGGGGUUGUCUGGUCAGUCACAGAUCCCAGAGAUGGAAAGCGAGUUGCCCUCAAAAAGAUGCCCAAUGUCUUCCAAAACCUUGUUUCUUGCAAGAGGGUAUUUCGGGAACUGAAGAUGCUAUGUUUCUUUAAACAUGAAAAUGUGCUCUCUGCUCUUGACAUCCUGCAACCUCCACACAUUGACUACUUUGAAGAAAUAUAUGUAGUGACAGAACUGAUGCAAAGUGACCUCCAUAAGAUCAUCGUGUCCCCGCAGCCUCUGAGCUCAGACCACGCCAAAGUUUUUCUCUAUCAGAUUCUUCGAGGAUUAAAGUACCUUCAUUCUGCUGGCAUUCUUCACCGAGACAUUAAACCUGGCAACCUCUUGGUCAACAGCAACUGUGUACUGAAGAUCUGUGAUUUUGGUCUGGCACGAGUGGAGGAGACAGAUGAGUCGCGGCACAUGACUCAGGAAGUGGUGACACAAUACUACCGGGCCCCAGAGAUCUUGAUGGGGAGCCGUCACUACUCCAACUCCAUCGACAUUUGGUCUGUAGGCUGUAUCUUUGCUGAGCUGCUGGGGCGAAGAAUUCUCUUCCAAGCCCAAAGUCCCAUCCAACAGCUGGAUUUGAUCACUGACUUGUUGGGGGCUCCUUCUAUGGAGGCGAUGAGGACAGCAUGUGAAGGAGCUCGUGCACACAUUCUCAGAGGACCUAACAAACAGCCAUCCCUUCCUGUUCUUUACACACUGUCCAGUCAAGCGACUCAUGAAGCUGUCCACCUCCUCUGCAGGAUGCUGGUAUUCGAUCCGUCGAAGCGGAUUUCAGCAAAGGAUGCCCUGGCGCACCCUUACCUGGAUGAGGGCAGACUGCGCUACCACACAUGCAUGUGCAAAUGCUGCUACACAACAUCCUCUGGCCGCGUCUACACAAGUGACUUUGAGCCUGUCACCAACCCCAAGUUUGAUGAUGGCUUUGAGAAGAAUCUAAGCUCUGUGAGACAAGUCAAAGAGAUCAUCCAUCAGUUCAUUUUGGAACAGCAAAAGGGGAGUCGGGUACCACUCUGCAUCAACCCACAGUCGGCUGCUUUCAAGAGCUUUAUCAGUUCCACAGUGGCUCAGCCCUCUGAAAUGCCUCCUUCUCCACUGGUGUGGGAAUAGUUGCUGUAGUGAGUGUGGUCAUCUUUUCCAACUGUGAAGAUGCUAAAAUGGAAUCAUGAAAGCAUCUCAAUGUCUUCUGUCAUCCGGGGUAGCAUUUCACUGGAUAGCAGGGCUCCAAGUUCUGCUGGUCAUAUGUAUCCACUAACUACUGCUAUAUGCGGGUGUAUUAGAAGGUUGCAAAUUUAUGAAAAAUGCUCUGUAGACCAAAUCAGAAUGUGGUAAAUAUGUCAUGUACAGUAUCAUCGACUAAGAUAACAUUUUACAUCAUACUGCUACAUAAUGAAGUACAUUUGUUUGUAUGUAUAUAUUUAAAAACUGAUUUGUAUUUUAAAAAUGUGCUUUUCAUAAGCUGUGAUUGUGAGUUUCCCCCCUGUGACAAGGUUUAUAGUACUACAGCUGUCUUUUCGUCUGCACUGUUAAGUUACCAAAUUGGCAUGAAAACCAAUUCAACCUAAUAUUCAGACAAUCAAUUGUUUAUCAUCAGAUUUUAGGAACUUUUAAGUUCCCGUUUUUAUGGAACAAUGUUCCUGGGCCCAUUGAUACAUUAACUGAUACUUGUAAUAGGAGUUUCUUACAUCCUGUACUCCAGAAUUUUUUAACUUCUAGUAACUAUUAAUUACCAAAGAUGAGGAGACACACACACACACGCACAAGCAAAAACAUUGAUUGUGUGCAAAAUGGUUGUGUUGUUGGAUAUCAGGCCAAUUUUAAAGGAAGUAAAGUAUUUUUGAAAUGAACAUUUUUGACAAAGAAACAUAUUUUAAGGGUACAUCCUUCCACUGUCUACCCAUGAAUCACACUUUGUAUCAGUUUUAAGAGCAAAUUUUAAUGAAGGAAAUAUAAAUUUAGCCAUUUCAAAAGUGUUCUAGCUACAGGAAAGUAAUUGAUUUUAAAAUGUAUGAAGUUUUACACUUAAAAUGUAUGCAUUUUGUUAUGCCUGCAUUUUAAGAGGCGAUAUACAGUGGAAAAUAUAAACAAAUAUUCAGAUCCCCUUAAAAUUUUCACUCGUUAUAUUGCAGCCAUUUGCUAAAAUCUUUUAAUUUUCUACCUCAUUAAUGUACACACAGCACCCCAUAUUGACACAAAAAAACAGAAUUGUUGAUUUUUUUCUUUCUUUUUCAGAUUUAUUAAAAAAGAACAAUUUUAAUAUCACACAGACGUAAGUAUUCAGACCCUUUACUGUGACACUCAUAUUUAACUCGGGUGCUGUCCGUUUCUUCUGAUCAUCCUUGAGAUGGUUCCACACCUUCAUUUGAUUAUACUGACUGGACUUGAUUAGGAAAGCCACACACCUGUCUAUAUAAGACCUUACAGCUCACAGUGCAUGUCACAGCAAAUGAAAAUCAUGCGAUCAAAGGAACUGCCUGAAGAGCUCAGAGACAGAAUUGUGGCAAGGCACAGGUUCCUAAGAGCACAGUGGCCUCCAUAAUCCUUAAAUGGAAGACGUUUGGGACGACCAGAACCCUUCCUAGAGCUGGCCGUCCGGCGGAGCUCCAGAGAUGCAGUCAGGAGAUGGGAGAAAUUUCUAGAAAGUCAACCAUCACUGCAGCCCUCCACCAGUCGGGGCUUUAUGGCAGAGUGGCCCGACGGAAGCCUCUCCUCAGUGCAAGACACAUGAAAGCCCACAUGGAGUUUGCUAAAAACACCUGAAGGACUUCAAAGAUUGUGAGAAAUAAGAUUCUCUGGUCCGAUGAGAGCAAGAUGGAACUUCCAUCCAUUUUCUGAGCCGCUUCUCCUCACUAGGGUCGCGGGCGUGCUGGAGCCUAUCCCAGCUAUCAUUGGGCAGGAGCGGGGUACACCCUGAACUGCUUUCCAGCCUAUCGUAGCAAGAUAGAACUUUUUGGCCUUAAUUCAAGCGCUAUGUGUAGACAAAACCUGGCACUGCUCAUCACCUUUCCAAUACAGUCCCAACAGUGAAGCAUGGUGUCGGCAGCAUCAUGCUGUGGGGGUGUUUUUCAGCUGCAGGGACAGGAUGAUUGGUUGGAAUCGAAGGAAAGAUGAAUGCGGCCAAUUCCAGGGAUAUCCUGGACGAAAACCUUUUUCACAGCGCUCAGGACCUCAGACUGGGCCGAAGGUUCACCUUCCAACAAGACAAUGACCCUAAGCACACAGCUAAAAUAACGAAGGAGUGGCUUCAGAACAACUCCCUGACUGUUCUUAAAUGGCCCAGCCAGAGCCCUGACUUAAACCCAAUUGAACAUCUCUGGAGAGACCUGAAAAUGGCUGUCCACCAACGUUCACCAUCCAACCUGGCAGAACUGGAAAGGAUCUGCGAGGAGGAAUGGCAGAGGAUCCCCAAAUCCAGGUGUGAAAAACUUGUUGCAUCAUUCCCAGAAAGACUCAUGGCUGUAUUGGCACAAAAGGGUGCAUCGACUAAAUACUGAGCAAAGGGUCGGAAUACUUAUGGCUGUUUUUUCCCCCUGUCAAUAUGGGGUGCUGUGUGUACAUUGAGGGGAAAAAUGAACUUAAAUGAGUUUAGCAAAUGGCUGCAAUAUAACAAAGAGUGAAUUUAAGGGGGUCUGAAUACUUUCCGUACCCACUGUAUGCAGACAAAUUCUAUGUGAGCAGCACCUGCCAUUUUUUUAAUUGGGUUAAUCGCGCUUACAUUAGUCGAGUAGCACCUGAAAUUAAGGUUAAGUUCUUCAAUGGGCAAAAAGCUGGAUGCAGGCCUUAGCUUUUUUGUUAGGAGCUCAUGAGUUUAGCAUGCUAGUAUGGUAAACAAACAUGCUUUGUGGAUUUAAAUUGAUGACUUGUUCAGUUAAGGCCACAUUUGAAUGCCCCCACACAUGCCACGUGAAGAACAAAACGAGGCAAUGUGUCGGAAAUACAGCGGCUGAAACAAGUAUUUAACACGUCACCAUUUUUCUCUUUAAAUAUAUUUCCCAAGGUGCUAUUGACAUGAAAAUUUCACCAGAUGUUGGGAACAACCCAAGUAAUCCAUACAUACAAAAAAGUAGAACAUAUAAACACAGAAAUUAAGUGGUGUGUAAUAAUGUAAAAUUACACUUGGAAAAAGUAUUGAACACCCCAACUGAUAUUUAUUUAAUACUUUGCAUAACAGCCUUUGUUUUGCAAUGACAGCUUCAAGACGCCUCCUGUAUGGAGAAACUAGUCCCAUGCAUUGCUCUGUGAUUUUGGCCCAUUCCUCCACACAAGCAGUCUUCAAAUCUAGAAGGUUCCUUGGGCUUCUUUUAUGGACCUUGAGUUUCAGUUCUUUCUAUAGAUUUUCAGUGGGAUUCAACUCAGGUGAUUGGCUGGGCCAUUCUUGCAGCUUUAUUUUUUUUUUGUCUUUGAAACCAAUUGAGAGUUUCCUUGGCAGUAUGUUUUGGACCAUUAUCCUGCUGAAAUGUCCACCCUCGUUUCAUUUUCAUCAUGCUGAUAAAUGGCAGCAGAUUUUUGUCAUUAAUGUCUCUGUACAUUUGCCCAUUCAUCCUUCCUUCAAUAAUGUGAAGUUUACCAGUACCAUUUGCUGAAAAGCAACCCCACACCAUCAUAUUCCCACUUCUGAACUUCCCUGUUGGUAUGGUGUUUUUAGGGUGAUGCGCAGUGCCAUUUCUUCUCCAAAUGUGGUGUGCAUUAUGGCAUCCAAACAGUUAAAUUGUGCUCUCAUCAGACCAGACUAUAUUCUCCCAGUAUUUAACUGGCCUGUCCAAAUGUCGUUCAGCAAACUUUAAACGAGCUUUGACAUACUUUUCUUUUCAGCAAUGUGGUGAGCGUACAUACAGGCUAUGGCGGCGGAGUGGAUUACUCACUGUUAUCCUUGUGACAACAGUACCUGCUAAUUCCAGUUUUUUUAAGCUCUCCACAGGUGGGCAUUGGCUCUUCGACAACUCUUCUGAUUAUUCUUUGCACUCCUCUGUCAGAAAUCUUGCAAGGAGCAUCUGAUCAAACAAAUUUAUAGUGAUAUAAAUGAAUUUCCACUUGCGUAUUAUGGCUCCAACCGUGCUCACUGGAACGUUCAGAAGCUUAGAUAUGUGCCUGUAACCAAUGCCAUGGUUAUGUUUUGCAACAAUUAGUUUGUAAUGGUCUUGAGACAGCUCUCUACUCUUACCCAUCAUGAGAUGUGUCUUUACUCACAGCUUGGCAAUGAGACCUUUUUGUAGGCCAUCAGUUAGGACUGAACCAGCUGAUAUUCAUUUGCAUUGACAAGGGUUGGGAUUAUUGUUAGAUUUUAGGUGUUGUCUUGGCUUUCCAUGGCUUUUUGCACCUCCCUUUCUUCAUGUGUUCAAUACUUUUUCCCUGUGUUAUUUCACAUUUUUACACACAACCUAAUUUCUGAGUUUAUUUGUGCUACUUUCUUUGAACGUAGGGAUUACCUGGGUUGUUCCCAACAUCUUUUCAGGUCAAUAGCACCUUUAGAAGUACAUUUAGUGAGAAAAAUUAUGUUUUAAAUACUUAUUUCAGCCACUGUAGGGUUGGCCGAACAAAAUAGCUUAAGUAUGCUAAUAUUGUAUCCUUAUUAAAAUUUUACAGUGAUACAAAUAACACUUGGUUAACCUCGGUUAAUGUUAAAACAAAAAGAACAACACUUCCUUAAUUUUAACAUUGUUUUUGGUAUGUAUUAUUUUCUUGAGACUCCUUACUGCGGCUGAUCCUUCUUUUGGAUUAAGUGUUGCAAAAAUUCCUGAUUAAAAACAAAAAACACUGUAGGCCCUAUUUUGUGACUGCCGUAAAUCCGUGGCAGAGGGCGCUGUAGCUUUGCACCAGGGGCGGGUUAGAUCGCUGUUGUUAAUUUCGUAGACCAGCCACUGUUGGCGUGUUUAAGACCGACUUCAUUCACCACCAAUCAAAGCGGUCAUUCCCUUUAAUGUCUCGAUGGAGACAGACAACGUGAGCGGGGUACCCUUCUUAAAUACAGAAUGAGCUGGUGGUACCCGCUGGCGACUUAAAAAUAUCUGCAAACCUCAGUAUGUCUGCCUGUGCCCCGAUCAAAGCUUAGCGUAGACUGGUCUGCCAAAUUCGCAAACACACGCAGAGAGCCUUACGCUUGCAUGAAAAUCAGAAUCCACCAGGAUUUGCGCCCCGCUGCAUUUGCGCCAUCUACGGAAAUAGAGCCCUCUGAUUAGAUCCUUGUUGAACAGAGGUCUUGUUGAGGUAUGUUGAUAUCUCAACCCUAACCCGUGUGCAAGCAGUUUGAAGUCUAAAUUUUGUCAAUAACAUAUUUUACACAAACAUGUUGGUCUGUUUUGAUGUGUUUUCUACUUGUGCACCUCCUAAUUUAAUGCCCUAAUCCCAAACUCACUCAAAGUGAGCAACAAAAACGAAAUCUAGAAAGAUUUCUGCAUUCCCUCAUCCUACUGUGAGCUUUUCCUUGACUCACUGUAUUUCUCUAUAUUUGUCGAAUCGGCAUUCCAAAAUUCACUGCUUAUCAGUCCAUUUAUUUGCCAUCUGUCUGUCUUUAAAUAUGAUCGAAUAAUGAAUUAAAUUGUAUCGAAAAAAGCAACGGCAAGUGAACAGUAAUGUUCAUCAAAACUAUUCUUGAAAGAAUAAAGAUGUAGCAGGUUUUCUACUUAUCAAAUGAAUUGAGACCCUUUCGAAACUUAAAAACAAAUCCAUCUCACAGAACUACUUCCAGGUGCGGAAGUUAGUUCAUUUGUAUGCUGCAGACCGUUUUUCUACUACUGUAUCACACUUUUCAAACGGGAUGUGAUUCCCUUCUGCAAUUACAAUUUAAUUCCCAUUUGCCAUCCUUCUUUCACUUAGUCCAUGACAUACUUUGCCAACACAGGGACAGGAUCAUUUUAGCUAAGAUGGUGGUGAGGCCCACAAAAGAAUUACAGAGAAGUGUAAGCUUCGAAAUAAAGGAAGCUGAGAAAAGUGGUAUCUUACAGCAGGCAAGAUCCAGUCUUCCCUUGGAAACUGCCUAUUUUUAAACAUUUCUUAUGAUUGUUCUUCUAAGGACCAUAUGGAUAAAUGCAGACUUAUCAUCAAAAGGAAAAUGCACCAUACUAGAAACGAGUAAAACCAGCAAUAGCAUACUCUCAAGGUUGUAAUUAGUGUACUUGAAUAUAUCACCAUUUACUAUUGACUAUCUCUCUAUUCAUAGGUCGUUUUUAAAGAGCAUAAACAGGAAAUAAGUAGCAUUAACAUUUUUUUUCCCGAAAGGUAAUAAGAUUCUGAGGUCUUCCCAGCACCUCUUUAUACUUGUACACCGUAUCCAGAAAAAAAAUCUUUGAAUUAAUAUAUUUUUAGAUUUUCUAUCCUGUUCUUGUCCUAAGGCAUGUAUUCUCCUCUCACCUCAGAAGUAUGUUUAUGUAUAUAUGUGAAAUAGAGAAGCUAAUAUACACACAACCUAAAAUGUACCACUGUAUAGAAAUUGUAUUAGCCUGCACAUUUCUAAGGCUGUGAAGUUAAUUUUAUUUUUAAACCUUGCAUACAAAUGUAUAUAUUUUCUUUAUUUUUACCCUGCAACUAUUAAAUCUAGAGGACAAAUAAUGCUGUCCAGUGGAAUACACAGUAAUGUCAGCUGUAUGUUGUGUGUACAGCAGACUUGUAGACAAGUAUAAGAAGCCUUGUUUCGUUAUUGAUGUUCACCCUGUCUGUCAUUGCAGCAAUACUGCGUGAAUUUGUAUAUAAAGGAUUCACCGUGUUGGUCUCUA